GAGCCCCUCCCUGAUCCCAGCAUGCACCGGGCAGUAGGUCCGGUCUUUCGGGUGGUCAGGAAGAUGGCGGCCUCCAGGGCGGAGCCGCAGGUCCUGGUACAAUACUUGGUGUUACGAAAGGAUCUAUCACAGGCUCCGUUCUCCUGGCCGGCGGGCGCAUUGGUAGCGCAGGCUUGUCACGCAGCCACUGCGGCCUUGCAUAUUCACCGCGACCACUCGGACACUGCCGCUUACCUCCAAGAGCUGGGGCGCAUGCGCAAAGUGGUCCUCGAGGCCCCAGAUGAGACCACCCUGAAGGAGCUGGCUGAGACCCUGCAACAGAAGAACAUCGACCACGUACUGUGGCUUGAGCAGCCAGAGAAUAUCCCUACUUGCAUUGCACUGCGGCCCUACCCCAAGGAAGAAGUGAGCCAGUAUUUGAAGAAGUUCCGAUUGUUCAAAUGACUGUGGCUUUGAUAUAUUUGUAUAUCAGCAGGAUCCAGAAGCAGCAUGCCAUUCACCCCUAAGCAUCGUACUCCUUUCAGCGUCAGCUUGCUCCUCCCUUUCAGUGGUAAUGGCUUCUUGGGGGUCAAACACGUGUUCAUAUUAAAGUUGUCAUUAA
Messenger RNA from Propithecus coquereli (Coquerel's sifaka), 601 nucleotides. RefSeq names its product peptidyl-tRNA hydrolase domain containing 1 (gene PTRHD1). The transcript has 2 exons. Gene Ontology annotation, molecular function: peptidyl-tRNA hydrolase activity. The record is from RefSeq and is a predicted model, not a curated record. Lineage: Eukaryota; Metazoa; Chordata; Mammalia; Primates; Indriidae. The coding region runs from base 22 to 444 and encodes 140 amino acids.